UAUGACUGUUCGAUCCACGCUCUGGAAGUCGAUGGACGCCUGUUUCAGGUCAUCGCAAUCGCUUUCUCUGAAUUGCAUUGGACGAAUGCCCAACACCCAUCUACUGAUCUUCGGUGCAUGCCAUUGAGUCGUCCAGCCUCUUCUAUCUAUAUUUUGAGGCAUUUUGUGAUGCAGGCGGCCUACUGGUCGAUUGACCCUGACCAUGUUGCUGAGUUUCUGGUACAGGUCCUGGCAGACGCUUCCUCUGCACGCAUUGGAGCGACUUCCAAAACCGACCCAUCUAUCCCAUCUACUGACGAUGGUUAUGCCAAUGAAUCGUCCACCCACUACAACCUACACAGCUCCCACUCAACCUCCUCAACCUCAAUCACGAUGGUGUGCUUCCACCUCGAAACGCUCAUCAAGCGCAUUUUCGAAAAACAGAAGCAGUAUGCUUGGCGUCCGAGUUCUCAAGAAGAGAACGAGGAGUGGGAGGCUGCAAAGCCUUGCCCCAAAGAGUGUGCGUGCUCUUUCAAAAUCCCGCCCGUUUAUACGGCGCCACCAGAACAACCACCGAGAGUUGUACAAGGCCGCAAGUUGACUCUUGAUCUUGCUGGCCGGAAACUCGUCUUCGCGGACUAUACCAAUCCGCCAAAACCUAAAGGGGCUUCGACAGUAUACAAGCCGCCGAGAGUUCGACGAACUCGACGCUAG
Messenger RNA from Exophiala xenobiotica, 693 nucleotides. RefSeq lists its product as uncharacterized. The record is from RefSeq and is a predicted model, not a curated record. The coding region runs from base 118 to 693 and encodes 191 amino acids. Lineage: Eukaryota; Fungi; Ascomycota; Eurotiomycetes; Chaetothyriales; Herpotrichiellaceae. The transcript has 3 exons.